AGUCACUUGUUCGCCGUUCGCCGACGAGGUCGCAACUUGAGUCGCGUGGCAGCAAAUUAUUGGGAAGCCCACUUAAUAGUAUGUGAUUCCGUGGCAAAGGCCAUAAUUUUCCAUGCCAGUGAGUGAAAAUGCUUAUAAAUUGUGAAUUUAAUCUAUCGCGUGCCGCUGCCAUUUAUUACUGCGGCGAGCGAAUUUCGGGCUCACUCACUGUGACAGUCGGCGGCAAAAAGCCUUUCCCAUUAGAGGGCGUAAAUAUCACUCUUUAUGGCACCUCCACGGUUCACUGGAGGGAGUCCGACCCGGGGCCUCCGCAAAUCGAACAUAAUGACAGCGCCAGGCAGGUGGAGUGUGCCAAAGUGGAUUACAAAGGCGGCAAGGUUCACAUAAAUGAAACAAAGAACUUGGUGGGUCGACUUGUUUUGCCGCCUGGUCCCAAGGACCUAGGCCCGUUUGAGUUCCAACUCCCUGAAAGUCUGCCAGCUACAUGUAGUGUUCCCCAUGGCCGUGUGGAGUAUAUCCUAAAGGUGGUCAUCGAGAGGAGAAGCAAGCAUAGUAAGUCUUUCGAGCAGCGUUUGGUGGUCAGAAGGAGCCUGGAAUUCGCUGACCUCAAGCCACAAAUUAAGAAGACCUCCACGCUGAGUCUCUCUCUACCCCGAAGUGUGUUUGUUCCUGGCCAAAACGUGGGCUUUGAAGUUGACUCUAGGGAUGGAGUUUUGGAUAUUCUCACCCGGUUGUAUCAAAGCAUUACCUACCAGAGUUCUGUGCCGGAGAAUAGGACCAAAACAGUGAAAAAAGUGUUGGCAGAGUGUUCCCGUCUCAAAGGGGAUCUCCGCCUGCCACUGACUGCUCCCAUUAUGAGCCAUCCUGAUCAGUUCGGGCCCAUUCACAUUAGCUACUUUAUAGAGGCCUAUAAUUUUGUGGAUCCACCACUCCGGCUGCCCCUUUUUGUGGCCACUGUGGCGCCGCCUACUCACUUCCCCUGCAUCGAGUACUCCCGCCUUUGCUUCGUGAAUUUGGCGCUGAGUCAUGGCGAUUGGCUCUCGCCAAUUAAUCAACUGCUGGCCCAAAGCUGUUCCCGGGAAAUUGGCGCCCUGGCGCUGAACAAACACUGCGAAGGCAUCAGGUUACUGAAAGGUCCGAAGAGAAAACAGUCGUACGUGCAACUGGCACUGCGAUAUUUUCAUAAGAAAGUGCUACCCUAACACGUGUCGAGAUUGGAAUUCCAGUGACCAGCACUGGAUACACAUGAUAUUCAAUGGAAUCGAACUAAGUCGGCGGUCGCUGAAACGCGGAUUCUAAAGAAACAUUAUUGAGGCGACAAAAUUGUACAUAUAUAAUAAUGAGACAAAAAGUUACUAGAAAAUAAUAUGUUAUAUAUUAUUUUAAAGAAAUAUACAUACCUAUACCCUA
Drosophila kikkawai is the source of this 1410-nucleotide messenger RNA. RefSeq names its product arrestin domain-containing protein 1. Lineage: Eukaryota; Metazoa; Arthropoda; Insecta; Diptera; Drosophilidae. Gene Ontology annotation, biological process: protein transport. Gene Ontology annotation, cellular component: cytoplasm. The record is from RefSeq and is a predicted model, not a curated record.